CGACUGUGAGGGGGAGGCUCAUACAGCCUUGUCAAGUCUUUUGGCUUCCGUCUGCCGCUGGCCCUCACGGCCCGCGUUUGGCACCUUUCCGACCCUCCUUCCCCAGGUCUGGCGUCAUCUCCCUGGCCAAGACCAGUCUUGGUAGACAAGCUAGCAAAAUUGCUCGCAGCCACCCCGAAAUGCCUCGAUAUGCCCUUUGCAAGUGUUUUUUGAGAGGCUCUCUGCCUGAGCCUCAUCAUUGUCAAUGAAAUUGGGAAAUGAUGGAACUUGGUGGAGGUCAACUAACAGCAUCGAAGCCGAUGUGCCUUUUCUGGAUUUUGCUGGAUGUCGCCGCCGUCCUACCGGCGUUUUACACACCACCACAGCCUUGUUUAUCUGAGCCCCGCGAGCAUUUGAUUCCUCGACAGUGCCGCCAAGUGGCCACUGCGAGGCUCUCCUGUCUUCCGCCAUUGGCUGCCUUGACCUGUAUGAGAACCCCCAACGCAGCUGCACGACUUCCUGCUCAGCCCAGGUCGAUGUAUCGGCCUGGAGAUAGACGGACCACGUCAAUCGUCUUUGAUCUGCAGAAAGACAGCCGCUGGUCCGUCUAUAUCACUUCGAGUAUGGCCGCCAUUGACCAAGUGGACGAUGAAGAAGACAACCAGUUCAAGAUCGUCGUCUUCUCAUCCAACAGAACAACACAUCAUUCCUUCGACAGCCUCGUCAGUGUGGUUUGUUCAAACCUAGAAGUCUGAAAGACAAUCGUGUCAAAUCAGCAACCAUCCCAUUUUCAAUCAGACUCGCCACUUACUGCCCAUCAUGACGAAGCCGUGGGAACAGUACCGUGAAAUCAUCAUAGCGGAGUACCGGGACAACAGGAAGCCACUCCAUGAGGUCAAGAAGCUCAUGGAGCAGCAGUACCGGUUCAAGGCGUCUACCCGGGCCUAUCGAUCGCGGUUCGACAAAUGGGGCAUCCAGAAGUAUUCUCGUCGCAGGCGUGGGAAUUCCAUGGGUGAGGACGGGGAAGGAGACGACACCCAAUAUCUUUCGCCUCAUCAAAGCCCAGAACUCGAAGACAACAGAUACCAGGCACGCUCACCAGCCAUGACCCCAGGCGACCUGUACCACCCAGGAUCCAGCGCGACGACACAGUCGAACGAGUACAGAGACCCUUUCAUCAAGCCAGAACCUACAGUCCAGUACAGCCAAUACAGCAUGAUGCCCAUCCAUCCGAGUGCCGAGGCAAAUACCCACCUGUCACCCAUCUCAUACAAUACAUAUUCGCAUCACCAGGCCAUUGGUUACCCAUCUGACCAGAUGUCCACCUAUCAUCACCGAGCGGGCAAUGCUCUAGUCUCGGCCCAAACCUCGCCAAAUCCCCAGAGCUACCAGGAGCCGUCUGCCGCCCACAUGACGUAUGGGUACUCAUUCGACUACUCCAGGCACUGAACCCUGAUCGCUUCCGGUUUUUACAUGUUUUCCCACAGCACUUCCAACUUCCUUUGCAUAAGUCGUGUCUCUGAUUUCGGUGUCAAAACCUUUUGUAUUAUUAAACUGGUGGUUUCGCAGCCAGGCGGCUCGGGGCAGGUGAUCCGCGGAAACAGGACGCGUAGAAUAAUUCGACAGAAGCGACAG
Molecule: messenger RNA, 1614 nt
Organism: Podospora pseudocomata
Lineage: Eukaryota; Fungi; Ascomycota; Sordariomycetes; Sordariales; Podosporaceae
Exons: 3
Coding region: 799-1428 (209 amino acids)
Source: RefSeq, a predicted model, not a curated record